AUGCGUCACCCCAAUCGUGCGAUUCUUCGCGAACGUCAUAUCACCCCAACAAUCGAUGACCUCAUUCACGAUCUCAAUGGUGCGACCGUUUUUUCCAAACUCGAUUUAAACUCAGGUUAUCACCAGCUCGAACUCGCGCCCGAGAGUCGUUACAUCACUACGUUUUCAACGCAUAAAGGACUGCGAAGAUAUACACGCCUGAACUUUGGUACGUCUUCUGCUGCUGAGGUGUUCCAAAAUGCAAUUCAACAAGUUCUCAGCGGUAUUGACGGUGUACGAAACGUAAGCGACGACAUCAUAAUUUUUGGACGUGAUCAGGCGGCCCAUGACAAAGCACUUCAUGCUGUUUUCGAACGUUUGCGAUCGAAAAAUCUGACUUUGAAUAUUGACAAAUGCGAGUAUAACAAAUCCAGUAUUGAAUUUUUCGGUUACGUAUUUUCGGGCAAUGGUGUAUCCCCAGACCCCAAGAAAGUCUCUGCAAUUCGCAAUACCAGCCUCCCUACCAAUGCUCACGAAGUUCGUAGUUUUCUCGGCAUGACCAACUACUGUUCCCGCUUCAUUCCUAAUUAUUCCUCCAUCACCGACCCUCUCCGAGCACUCACCAAAUCUGAUCAACCCUGGACGUGGACCUCCCAGCACCAACAAGCUUUUGAUCAGCUCAAAGACCUUCUGACUAGUGACACUGUCCUUGCGUAUUUCAACCCUCACAAAGAAGCCACCAUCAUUGUCGAUGACAGCCCUGUUGGCCUUGGUGCUAUCUUUUGUCAAGACCAACGCAUCGUCGCCUAUGCAAGUCGUUCCCUUACCCCAGUUGAACAGCGGUAUUCCCAAACCGGACGUGAAGCCCUGGGUGUUCUUUUCGCUUGCCACCACUUUCAUCUUUACAUUUAUGGCACCAAAUUUUCCAUCAUCACUGACCACAAACCUUUGGAACGGAUUUUUUCCAAUCCCUCUGCUCCCAACGCCAGAUUAGAACGCUGGGCUCUCAAGCUUCAACCCUAUCACUUUACCAUUUCGUAUUCUCCUGGCAAGACCAACCCCGCCGAUUACCUGUCCCGUCAUCCUCUUGCCACAACACAUUCUUCCACUGCAUCGACACAAGCAGAAGAGUACAUUUCGUUCCUAGCCAAUUAUACCACUCCCAAAGCUAUGACCGUUGAUGAAGUUAAACAAUUUACCCGUAUUGACCCCACUCUGCAAUGCGUCAGCGAUGCCCUCCACAACAAUUCCUGGCACUCUGUUCUUUCCACACCAGACCCCCGUGUCAACCUCCACGAUCUCAAGGCUUUCCACCAAAUUCGUGACGAACUGACUGUGUCUACUGAUCAUGACCUCGUUCUUCGCUCUCACCGUCUCAUCCUCCCACAUGCCCUUCGUCAACGUGCUCUCCACAUCGCCCACGAAGGUCAUCAAGGUCUUACCAAAACCAAACAGCUGCUCCGCGAAAAGAUUUGGUUUCCUGGAAUUGAUGGGCUUAUGAAAAAGCUAAUUGACAAUUGUCUCGCCUGUCAGGCAACAGUCGUUCAACAGCCAUUUGAACCCCUACGCAUGACCGAGUUACCACAGGCCCCUUGGCAACAACUCUCUGUCGAUUUCUGUGGCCCUCUUCCCUCAGGCGAUAUGCUCUUCGUGGUAAUCGACGAAUACUCGCGCUAUCCCGAGGUUGAAAUUGUUCGCUCCACCUCUGCAAAUACCGUCAUCCCGAAACUCGACCGCAUUCUAUCCACGCAUGGCAUUCCCAGAGAAAUCAAGUCUGACAACGGACCUCCAUUUCAAAGUCACUCUUUCGCCCAGUUCGCGCAAUAUAUGGGGUUUCACCACCGAAAGAUCACUCCAGAGUGGCCCAAAGCCAAUUCUGAGUCUGAACGUUUCAUGCGAACAAUUCAGAAAACCCUCCGCGCUGCCCACCUCGAAAACAAGAAUUGGAAGCAAGAACUGUUUCUUUUCCUCCGAAACUACCGUGCAACGCCACAUUCCACCACAGGAAUUUCCCCUGCGGAGCUCCUCUUUGGACGAAAAUUAGCCGUCAAGUUACCGGAAGUAGUCCCCACGUCACCAUCACGAUCCCAAUUCGCCGAUAUCGAUCUCAAAAAGAAGGAAAAGAUGAAAGUGUAUGCUGAUACCGCAGCCAAAGCAAAACCACACAGCUUUCAAGUUGGUGACACUGUUCUCGUUCGUCAAAAACGCGUCAAUAAACUUUCCUCACCGUACAACAAACAUCCAUACACUAUCGUCAAGAUCAAAGGUAGUAUGAUAACGGCAAGAAACGCAACGAGCUAUAUAACAAGAAACAGGUCGCAGUUCAAGAAAAUCACCAUCACCACACAUCAACAAGAUCAUGUACCAGACCCUUUUGACGAUGAAGAGACCAACAUUCCAACACCGGACCAUCCUGCGGAAAUUAGGCGUUAUCCAACAAGAGAAAAUAGGCGACCCCAGAACGCCUAAACAUUGAAUAUCAGCAUUAACAAUAUUCAAACUAACUAUGUUUUAUUACUAAAUAUAAUUAUAUACUUCAGUUUAGAUCAUUGGUUUUAAUUAGUUCAAACUACUACAUAUGAACAAUGCCCGACGAACUUCCAUUCAAAACAAGGGAGGGAUGUAAUGAUGUGACGUCAUAUGCAUGCAUGACGUAAUUUGUAUAUAGCUUUAUAUUACAUGGUAAUAAGAGUCAGUAUCAAUAUAAUCACCAAGCAAACAAGUCUCGCUUUGAACUACAAUCUAUAUUAUAAGAAUAUUACAGAACCUACGGCGCUCGGCUCGUGCCUUCUGCCCUCGUGUAUCAAGCGUAACAUUAUAGGGGCACAUAUUGGUUGACAACCCACUGGCCCCCCCAGAAAAAUAGUACCCAGCACGCCACUGUUAGUAAUACGGAGGAUAGCUUGCGUGGCAGACGCUCAAUAUUGCGUGAUUAGUGUAUUAGACUGCGAGGAAGUCCCUCCUUGAAAGGAAAGGAGGGACUGCAGACAACAACACAUCAAGAAAGGUAAGAUGGAAAAGACGGAGUCCUGGAGUCUUAAAAUAUGGAAAACACGGAGUCUGACGUCAGAAAAAAAUAUGGAAAACACGGAGUCUGACGUCAGAAAAAAAUAUGGAAAACACGGAGUCUGACGUCAGAGAAAAAUAUGGAAAACACGGAGUCUGACGUCAGAAAAAAAUAUGGAAAACACGGAGUCUGACGUCAGAAAAAAAUAUGGAAAACACGGAGUCUGACGUCAGAGAAAAAUAUGGAAAACACGGAGUCUGACGUCAGAGAAAAAUAUGGAAAACACGGAGUCUGACGUCAGAAAAAAAUAUGGAAAAUACGGAGUCUGACGUCAGAGAAAAAUAUGGAAAACACGGAGUCUGACGUCAGAGAAAAAUAUGGAAAACACGGAGUCUGACGUCAGAGAAAAAUAUGGAAAACACGGAGUCUGACGUCAGAGAAAAAUAUGGAAAACACGGAGUCUGACGUCAGAAAAAAAUAUGGAAAAUACGGAGUCUGACGUCAGAGAAAAAUAUGGAAAACACGGAGUCUGACGUCAGAGAAAAAUAUGGAAAACACGGAGUCUGACGUCAGAGAAAAAUAUGGAAGACACGGAGUCUGACGUCAGAGAAAAAUAUGGAAAACACGGAGUCUGACGUCAGAAAAAAAUAUGGAAAAUACGGAGUCUGACGUCAGAGAAAAAUAUGGAAAACACGGAGUCUGACGUCAGAGAAAAAUAUGGAAAAUACGGAGUCCGCGUUUUCCUAGUCCAGUCCGUCUUUUACAACAUGCCUUUUGGUAUAUCGUGACUGUAUCAGAUUUGUUAGAACAACCUUGAAACAAGUCUGAUAAUUCCAUCAAGCUUGUUACAAGUUGUUAACAGCUUGUUCCAACAACUGGGAAAAGUAGUGCCAACACAACGUGUCGACAGGCUGACAGCUAACAGCUUG
Molecule: messenger RNA, 3915 nt
Organism: Paramuricea clavata
Lineage: Eukaryota; Metazoa; Cnidaria; Anthozoa; Malacalcyonacea; Plexauridae
Source: the annotation of a GenBank genome assembly